AUGGCAGAGCUGCUGGCCAUGGCGGAGGAGGUGCGCGCCAUGGCGAAAAUCGUCGCGCGCGCGCUCGUGCAGGCGCUGGAGAGCGGCGCCGCGGCGACGGUGCUCGAGCUUUGGGGGGCGCACCGCGCAAAGGUUGUGGACGCCGUGCCUUUCGUCGGGGCGCAGGUCGUAGCGUUUGUGCUCGUGUCGGUCGCGGGGAUGAACGCGUGCACUGGACGCGUUUCGGAGUGCCAUGGUUUAUUGGCGAUGAUGCGCGCGCUGUUCAUGGAGGGGGACGCGGCUGUUGGGUGCGUUCACCCGUUGGUCGCCGCGCUCGUGGCCUCGGUCUGUGUGUCGGUGGCGUCGAUGUGCGCGGCGGCAGGCGCUGCUGAUGUGGCGAGGGACGCCGCGGCGGUGUGCCAGGUAUUUCAGACCGCGUCGAAGAGCACAAGUGCUUCUUCUAACGAUAAGCUCGAGCAAGGUCUACAACUGGUGUGCGAGGAGGCAAUGCAUUGGAGGCGCGGGAAUGCCAUGCUAAGCUUGGGUGUGUUACGGAAGAUGCUCCGCACGUGGGGGGACGCGGAAGGCGUCAAGCGUUAUACUGACGACUUUUUUUCGGACUUGCUCUCUCGUAGCGUGUUUCGGGAUAAAGCAGAGGCUCCGAGUUUUGUGCUGGCGGAUAGGGAAAUAGGCAACUCUCUAAACAGGGAUUCGUUAGAGGAUGCGUUGCGACAUGAGAUGCCUCCCCCAUGCAAUUCCCCAGAAGAAAAAUCGUCGCUGGUCGCACUUGCAAGCAUUUUAAUCGGCACCCUCUCGCACAGCCAUGCGCAAGUACGGUACGCAGCGUGCCGUGCAAUAUCGCAGAUUGGAAGCAGUCCUUCAAGACUGUUUUUCCUGCCGGCUGUUGUCACUCAAAUGCAAAAGGAGAGCAGCGGUGUUAUUGUGACCAUGUUUCUGCGCGACAUUUUGCUCCCCCGAUGCCUCCUCGCACAGAAGCAAACGAGCAAAGUGGUUAUGAAAACUAUGAUUCAGCUCGCUCACCCAGGUAAAGGGAUGAAUGCCACGGCUACGUAUCACACAGGCUUACUAGCAAUAGCUGCGGCUUCCAAGAGCGCACCAGGGAUUGCUAGUUCUGUGUUGCUUGCAGAAGUGGAGAACCUGAAGAGCUCUUUUGAAGCGCUGCAUCCCACAACGAAAUGUGCUGCUUGCGCGGCUGUUCUCGAGAUUACCACAAUCCGUCCGACCCGGGGGGCCAGUUUCGUUCCAUUCAUCAUGCGAUGUACGACGAAGGAAACGAUGCAAGCUGCACCAUUGGCUGCGGCUUUUUGCUUUGAUAGCAUUCGUGUAAUGGCUGAGAAUGAAGUCCUGGAUGCCACUAAAGCAGUCAAGGUUAUCCUCAAGACAUUUCCAAAUACGUUUGAAGUUGCAAUUGUGGCACGGCGCAGCUAUUUGAGGUUGCUUGGAUGCGUAUCCAGCCGUUCAGAGACAAAGAAGGGCGCGGUAAUCGCGGGAAAGGCGAUCGAUAUUUUAAAAGGCUGCCUUGUGGAUGGUGUCCCCAGUGGAGACAACUCGGAGGGAGUCGCACUCAACUGGAGACAAAUUGACGUGGCCGCAUCAGCGCUUGCUGAGUACACGACGGAUGAAAUCUUGCGCAUGGCACAUGCUGGUGUAGAACCACUGGACGAUGCCAAUGACGAGAGCAAACGCCUGGAGAGUAUCUCUGCUGAAUGCCAGCAAUUCAUUAUCAAUGUGUUGUCGACGACAGGCAGCGCCAUGCGCCAUCACAGCCAUGGAAUGCCAGGAAUGCGAAAAUUACUCGAGGGCAUGGCAAAGCACGAGUGGGACAACCGCCAGCGAAGCAGCUUUGAUCCUAAACGAAUCGCAAAGCUCCGCGCCGCGUCAGAAGCGCUUCGACGCUCUCGGCGCAAGGCGCAGACGGCCCAGUCUCAAGUCGGUGUCCCGAAUCUUGAAGCAGCGGAAGAGGAUCGACCAACGGCGCAGUUCAUUCGCGCAGUGAGCACAUUGCCAACUGGUGCGAUUCGAGGGUUUUGCGCGCGAUGCGCGUUUACGUCGAGCGAGGCGGCAACCUUUGAGAAUACCGCUGAUUCUUUGAGGGAGACACGCGCAGUUGCUAUCGAUGUGCUGCAAACGGCUGGAGCACUUUCUCCGGCUCUCCCGUGGUUAGGAUUGGUAGAAGACAUCCUGGAGUCAUCAUCAAGUGUACCAGCAGAACGGGCAGCAGCUCUGCGUGCGCUUGCCCAGAUGCAGGACAGCAGUUUUGCGACAAACCAUGCUAGAAUGAGGUGGUUUGGAGGUAGCGAAUGCACCAGGGUUAUGUCUGCGAUUCAGGAAACAAUCAAGGCUGACGAAAGAAGAGAAGCGCGGGAGGCGUUGCUUGGUAUGACCAUGUAUCAAAGCGCUGAGCUUGGGAAAGUACUGGAGCAUGUGGUUGGCGGUUGUUCUGCGAGCGCAACGCUGGCAAUUGUUAUUGACGCUCUUGCGGCAACCGAUGGCCCAACUGAAAGCUUUGUCUCGCAAGUAAGGGUGACACUGCAGACUAUUUGCACAGCUGGAGUAAAGCUGGACGAAGCUACACAGAAAAUCUUCGUGGACGGCUGCCUGAAACGGCUUGAUCUCGAAAUAAUGCGCGCGUCACUAAUCGAGCUAGUCCCCAGCCCGGUGGCGAUCCGCCUGAGCUGUCUCACGCACGAUUACAAACUCCUGCGUGCAUGCGCGAAUGCAGUGGUGUGUGAUGGCAUCGACAUGAGCAACAAGGACGGUAUGGAAAGUGUAAGCAUGCUCGGGGCGGAGUUGCAGCGGAUGGAAUUUGCGCAACGGAUGGCCGUGGCGCAGGACCUGGCGGGAAAGCGCGCGUACGGGAGGCCCGUAGGGAAGGAACUGGUGGCUAGCUGUUUGGGGACGGCGGCGAUUCUGCCAGACGGGGACGGGUGUCUCGUCGCGGCCAGUGCUUUGUGCGGGGAAAAAGAGCGAGGGCUGGUUGGUGCCGUAGUUGAUAGCUUGAUGAGGCGUGAGUUGUGAUGCGGGUAGAGGGGGUGGGGAAGAGUCGCGCCGCGCUGAUGUCGGGUAGAGCCGGAACCGUAGUAGAUUAUACGUCGGACACGAUACGGGCUGGAUAAGCCCGUCUUGAGUCGGGUUGCAUCGCAAAAGGUGGACAUGUAGAGGGGGAGACAGCUCGGAACUAGAUGAUGUCGGGAACAGAGAAAUUUACUAUAUCGGAUGAAGGCAAGUGCAAAAAGAGCACGCCGCGCAUCCGUCAUCGUCGCUAUCGGUCGGCACUCGCGUCAACUCGAGCCACGAUCCCCUCGGUCCUUCUCGUCCUCGCCUGAACUCCACCCGCAACGGCUGGGCACAGAAGUACGGAAGCAGGGUAGCCUCGCGCCUUUCGCCCCUCUAAAAAUCCCCCUGCAGCCCCAGCGCGAUGCACUC
This is a messenger RNA of Chondrus crispus (carragheen), 3426 nucleotides long. RefSeq lists its product as hypothetical. The record is from RefSeq and is a predicted model, not a curated record. The transcript is spliced from 2 exons. NCBI's taxonomy places the organism in Eukaryota, Rhodophyta, Florideophyceae, Gigartinales, Gigartinaceae. The coding region runs from base 1 to 3018 and encodes 1005 amino acids.